CCUUCCGCCUGGCGGUCUGCGCGGCGUGAGUCAGCCCGAGCCUCGCACUCGCACCGCUCACCACCGUCAGUGUCACUUCCGCCGUCGGCCGCACCACGCACUCGUGCUCGCGCUCGCUCACUACACGCUCUCUCCACACUGCGGCGUGUUCAAAGCAUAGGUGUUUCGGUUACGCCACUCGGUUGCGAAAGUCUGCGCGAUGAUAUACAAGUGAGAGCCGACAUCAGACGCCAGGGUAACGCUCAUCGCGCACGGUGAGCCAGUUUAUUCGACGAGAGACAUUCGAAACGCUCCAGCUGUGAGGGACGGGGGGCGCAACGGCGUCGGUUGCACACGCGGGAGCAACGUUUCCUAACACAUUUACUUUACUGUGAGAGAGCUACGAAAACCAAUUUUUAAUGUGUCAAGUCAGUAUAGCAUAUUGCUGCUACGUCAGAUCGCAGAACGCCUCGAGCAGGAACUACAAGGUUAUGCAAAUGAGUUCUGAACGCUUCUAUACUAGGGGUAAUCAAAAGACCAUUCAUAAUUUCAAUAAACUUUAACGUACCGGUUACCGUACGGUAGUCUAAGUGUUUAUCUAUCGUUUCUCUAUUAUCGUUCGGUGUCGCGAUCGCUAAUUGCUAAUUACGUACUGUGGGAGUCGAGUGAUAAGAAGUCGGCGCGUUAUCUGCGGGCGAGGGCGACGGAGCGCGGAGCACUCGCGGCACAGCAGGGCAGCAGCAGCGAUGGCGGCCGCGCAGGAGGAGACGCUGCUCGCGCGCUGCGAGAUCCCCAUCAUCGACCUGGCGCACAUAGGUACGGACGUGUGUCCUAUGAAGUCAGUGGUGCGCCGCAUCGGACAACAGCUGUUCACCGCCCUCAGCGGCAAGGGAAUGGCGAUGCUGGUCAACCAUGGCAUUGCCGAGGAGAAGUUAAAAGCGGUGUACGCAGACUUGGACAACUUCUGCGCGCUGCCGGAGGGAUGUCGGGCGCAAUACCUCCGCAACCCGGCCAACAACCAUGGUUACGUGCGCCCGGGGACCGAGCAGUUCGACACCACCAUGACGGAGCUGCGGCACUUGUUCAACAUCACGACGCUCUCGGCGUCCUCCAUGCCGGCGCAGGAGAUCCCCGAGUUCACGAAACACGCCGUGCCCCUGGCGCAAGACCUCACUAACCUGUCUCGUGUUCUGCUGCAGGCGCUCGCUUACGCUUUCGGUCUGCCACCGGCCACGCUGCUGACGUGCCAUUCGGGCAUGCUGUCCAGCGAGGGCGGCAACCCGUCCACCAUGCGGCUGUUGUACUACCCGCCCGUGCCGCCCGAGGACGAGGGCCCGUGCUGUUACAGCGACGUCGUGCACUACACCCGCUGCGGCGCGCACGCCGACUACGGCACUUUCACGCUACUUGCGCAAGACUCCGAAGGCGGCCUCGAGGUAAAAUUGAACGGCAGCGAAAAGUGGCAGUCAGUCGGCCAUCUUCCCGGCGCUAUCUUGGUACAGACCGGGGAACUGCUCGCCGCUUGGACAACCAACAUUCUGCCGGCUCUGAUGCACCGCGUAGUGGUCCCGUCGGGCACCUACGCUCGCGCUCGCGGCCGCCACUGCGUCGCCUUCUUCUGCCACCCGGACACCGAGGCGGAGCUGCCGACCCUGCCGCUGCGCGCCGUGCCCGUGCCCGCGCCGCCCGUCUUCACCCCCCACACCCACUUGACUUUCCACCACCGCCUGCUCAACGCCGCCCACCACAUCCAAAAGCGCUUCAGAGAGACGUACGCGUGACUAGCGCGUACGGGGCACAAACACUACAUCGUGCCGCUUGAACGACGGCAUACGGCCCCGUGAACAUCUUCAUGAACUUUACAGCGGGCGUAGUUUCUCUUCUACGUUUCAGCAUUGCAGCACCACUGUUUGAAAACUUCAGUUUAUGUCACACGGCGC
Cydia strobilella is the source of this 1919-nucleotide messenger RNA. RefSeq lists its product as uncharacterized. The record is from RefSeq and is a predicted model, not a curated record. Lineage: Eukaryota; Metazoa; Arthropoda; Insecta; Lepidoptera; Tortricidae. The coding region runs from base 726 to 1760 and encodes 344 amino acids. The transcript is spliced from 7 exons.